UGGUCUGGCAGCCCAGGAACUGUCAAAUCGCGAAUGAAAUUGAUUUGUUGAUGGUUCUUGCAAGUUGCAUUAUUUAAAUUUGCAAAUAAAAAUAAUGCCAUAAAUCUCACUAAAAUACUGAAACCUCAGUACAAAUUUACUGUUACAGGAAUAAAAAAUAUAAUCAGAAUGGGUGAUAGCCAAAACGGCUUCGAGGACAAUGAGAUGCUCCAAGCGUUGUAUGACUUCGAAGCGACGUUGGCGAAAACCUUAAGUUUUACGGAGGGGGAAUUUUUCUAUCUGCAACAACAGAACGUGAAACAGAGAAACUGGUGGCAUGUUGUUAAUAGAAAAGGUCAAGUCGGCUUCGUGCCCUCCAAUUACGUCGCUACAGUCAAGGUGGAGCCGGAGUUCUUUCUUGCAUUCCUUAGUAGUUGCAUUAAGUCUUUGAAUGAGGAUAAUGCCAUGUCGGGGCAGAAGCAAGAGUUGUUAGCUAGAUUGAGUGAAAAGAAGAAGCAGCUGCAGAUGUUAUUGAGGCCUCACAAUAAGAAGCCGCCAGCGCCGAAGCCUCCGCCACGCCUGGAUGAUGCUACACCUCCUAAUGGUGUCUCUCCAUCUUUUGACUUGAGGCCCGUUGUCUCUCAGCAAUAUAUUAGCGAAGAAAGAGACAGUUCUUCACCUAAAUCUGUGGUUGAAAAUGAUGAUACUAGCAAGAAAACUGGCAUUACCAAAGGCUCCUCGAUCCAGUUAUCCUCAGACACGGACAACCAAGAUGACAGCCAAGACAGCAGCGAGAGCAUCAAACCUAACGCCAUAUAUGACAUAGUGCAGUCUGUCCGUAAGGAGACGCAGCUCAGUCAUGAGAUGUCUAAGGUGGCUGUGGAGACUGUUCUUAUAUCCUUGAGGGAGUUCCUACCAGGUGGCGCUGCGCGUUCGAUCAUCGACGCGCUUCUCCGAGAAGCAAACAGCAACAUAACAUGCCCGCGGAACGCCAUGGACGCGGCGCCGGACGCGCUGCGCAUGCUGACGGCGCUCAACGCGCUGUCGAAGGCGGCCAACGACGCGCAGCAGCGCGGCUGGGCGCUGCACGACGACGCACACGACAUACAAACGCAGCUAAUCGAGUUGAUAUCCGUUAUGUCUAACGCGGAUGUGAAUAUAUCGCAACACGUACUGAGCAGCCACAAAUACGUUUACGUGACGACUCUGGUGCAGUAUUAUCAGAUGGAGACGCGAUGGCCGCUCAGACAACUCCUGCUGCAGGCGUUCGGCGUGAUGUGCGGCCUGGAGCGCACCGCGCUGGCCACGCUGGCGCUGUCGCAGCUGCCGCCGGAGAUCGCGCGCGACAUGCGCGACAACCCGCGCGCCGUCAGCCGCCUGUCGCACUCCGCGCUGCUGCUGUCCAUGGUGCUGUCUAUGGCCGACAAGCUGCCCGUCACACACUUCGAAAUUCUCGGCGUAGAAUUCGCCGAAUUCCUCCUACAGCUGAUCGAGAACCCCCCAGAGACGGACGUGGACGAGCAGAUACCGGAUCUGUUCCUGACAUUGCUCCUGGCCUAUAAUCUGCAGUUCGAUACUCCGGCGGAUAAUCUGCUGCUCAACGCGCUCGAGAGACGGGACAAUGCCAAGACUUUCUGUGAGAAGGUGCUGCUACUGCUUAACCGGGAAGACGACCCAGUCCACAUCUUCGACCACGAACCGGCCCCAGCGCACUCAGUCCUGAAGCUGGUCACCGACCUGUUCUCACGAAAGAAGACCGCUGAACAUUUCUACACCAACGACGUGAAAGUGGCCAUCGAUAUCAUAGUGAGGCAGCUAGCUGACUUGUCGCCGGGGGAAACGCGUCGUCAAGAAUACCUAAAGAUCCUCCAAGGCAUUAUCCGCAACACCGAAUACGGCUCCCAUCUCCACCGUCGGGACGACCUGCUCCGUUGCUUCGCUCGCAUCUUCUGCGAGGAAGGAGACUGUAGCCGGGACGACCAGACCCUCGUCAGGGCCAUAUCCAAUGAGUUCCCGCAAUACUUCAAGGCCUAAGGUUAGU
Molecule: messenger RNA, 2020 nt
Organism: Cydia amplana
Lineage: Eukaryota; Metazoa; Arthropoda; Insecta; Lepidoptera; Tortricidae
Product: NCK-interacting protein with SH3 domain
Exons: 10
Coding region: 169-2013 (614 amino acids)
Biological process (GO): endocytosis
Molecular function (GO): Arp2/3 complex binding; protein binding
Source: RefSeq, a predicted model, not a curated record